Molecule: messenger RNA, 315 nt
Organism: Arctia plantaginis
Lineage: Eukaryota; Metazoa; Arthropoda; Insecta; Lepidoptera; Erebidae
Source: the annotation of a GenBank genome assembly
AUGUCGGGUGAUCCAGAGGAAGACCAUGUCCCGGACACUUUGGAAGAAGCUGGCGUCCUUGAAGCAGAUGUUGGAGCCAGAUUCGACCAACAGCUAGCGGGAAUUGACCCUAAGCUUAACAUCUUAAUGGAUCCACUUUCACACCAAAAUCUUCGCCCUGAAAUGAUGUUCAUUCGCGAAGAGUUGCGGCAGGCUAAAUUACAGACUCUAGCUGUUCGUCGUAUGGCGUUGAAGAAACUUCUGCUAAAAGACUUCAUGCAAGAGGACUGCGAACUGAGGAAUAUUGGGCUCGCUUACACUCCACCGGACCCGUAA